UUGUGCAACAUCGCGCAGGUCAACGAACUCUGAUCGACUUUUGCCAGCGCCAGUGAACCGUCGGCGUAUACAAAUACAGAUUGAAAUCAAGAGCUUUGAUACAAGGAUCAGAAUGAAUGAUAGUUUAGCCAAUAUUUUGAGCCGUCUUACACUGCCUGUCAAUGUAUCAGUCACGGAUCAAGCUGAGAAGCUGACCCAUGUAUGGACAGCUUCUGAUCGAGCAGAAUUCAAGGAAAAUGAAACCACAUGGGCAGUUUGUGCAAUCUACAUAGCAACAGUCAACGUCAAGUAUGGGAAAGGAGCUCCGGUUUCAAGCGGCAAUGAAGCCCCAGAAUCAUCUAGUCUCCCAACUGUUUCUCAGUUGCUGCAUGCUUCAAAUAUCAACAUCAAGACAUUCUUUGAGCACAUGGGUAAGGUUGAAGAGUUCUUCAGCUUCAGUGAUACAGUCAAGAGCAGUCUAAUGGCCCUCAAACAGAAAUACCUCAUCACCUAUGCCAUAUUCUGCAAGUUUGAAAAGCUAUUCAACAAGCUUUUCAAGUCACCUGAUGAGAUCCCAUGCUCUACAGAUGGAUCAUGUGAUGUAUCAUGUGAUAAGAAGAGAGUCUGUUGGUUGCUCUUCCUGAUAGCCAAAGGUUCUAUGUUGAGUGAAUGCAGUGAGUUGGUGCUUCCAUUACAUUUGCUGUUGAGUUGUGUGGACUAUACUCUCAGCAAAGCCCUUCCUUUCACCAUCAGAGAUACAUUCACAUCUCUACGCUAUGACAAGGGAUCUGAAGAUGAAACCAGUGAGGAGCGUCUGAGAGUGGUAUGUAAGGAAGGAGGAUUAGCAACCGAUUCAGAGGAUGAGGUUGCCAUGGUGAAGAGAAGCAUCUUUAUUCCAUUCAUCAAUUCCAUCUCAUCUGACGCUACAGAACAAGAUGUGGAAGGAUUUCCAAAGAUGGAUCAUUUGGAGUCAACCUACCAACAGAUGUACCAGUCGGCAGGGGACAUCAAUGAGGUCAACUUCCUGACCUUUGACACUACGCUGACCCCACCAAAGGCUGCCCAACCCAGUGUGCCUCCAUCACCGGACUCUACAGUCACAAAUCCUCCAUUCCUUACACCUGUCGGGAGAGCUGUGACUACAGUACAAGCCUUGAAAUCCCUUCUUACAGGAGCAAGGGACACACCUUCUGAUGUGCUUCAUAGAUACUUUGAAGGGUGUUCCAUAAACCCAGAGAGUGCUAUUGAGCAGAGAGUAGAGAAAUUAAAAGAGCUCUUUGUUGGGCACUACGUUGGAGAGGUCGGAGUUCAAGCCUCGGAACUCGCCUGUACCCGCUUCAAACUAGGACUACGCUUCUAUUACCGCAUCAUGGAAACAAUGCUUGUUAAGGAAGAGAAACGUCUGUCUACUUCAGACUUCUCCACCCUUCUCAACAACGAUGCAUUCCAUCGCUCUCUUCUUGCCUGUGCCCUUGAGGUUGUCAUGGUUACGUUUGGUUACAUAGCUUCGCCAAUCAACUCUGGAAUGUCAGCGCUUAGCAGUAAGCUUCUCUUUCCUUGGAUCCUGGAUGUAUUUGACCUUCAUUCAUUUAACUUCAUCAAGGUCAUUGAAAGCUUUGUCAAGAAUGAACCUAGGCUUACUGAGGAAGCAAGGAAGCAUCUUCAAGGGAUAGAAACUCAGAUUGUAGAAUGCCUUGCCUGGUCUAUCAACUCACCUCUCUUCGAUGCUCUUAGGAGAGUAAGAGGAAUUGAAGUCAAUGGAUCACUAACACAGAGUCCUAGUUCACAUACUUCUGCUGCUGACAUGUUCUUAUCACCAGUUCGUCCUGGCCACUACUCAUCAACUCACCGACCGACAAACGAGGCCACCCCACCCCGCCGUACCCACGCCCCUACCUGCGCCUCCCGACUGGACUACCCAUCCCCCAAGUCAUCCCGUCUGAGCAUCCAGCAGUGUCCUUCCCCUCGAGUAGGGGUGCAGAAUUGCCCCUCCCCGCGGCCAAGCCAUGUUGGGGUUGGUGGUCAAGACAAGCCAGGGUCAGUAACACUCAAUAUGUUCUUCAAUAAGGUUCUGCAGUUGGCCUACCAUAGACUCCAUACAAUGUGCAACCUUUUGGACAUCGGCAGAGAUUUGAAUCGGUUAAUGUGGAUGUGUGUGGAGCACUGUAUCACCAAUAAACCUUGGCUCUUACAAGGAAGACAUCUUGAUCAGAUCAUCAUGUGUUCCAUGUAUGGUAUCUGCAAAGUGAGAGACUGCGAACGGAAAUUCAAGGAAAUUGUGAACAUGUACAGAGGUCUGCCACAUGCCCUCUCACAGACGUACAAGAAUGUAUACAUGGGUGAAGGGAGAGAUUCAAUCAUUGCAUUCUACAAUCAAGUCUUCAUUCCAAACACCAGAGAAUAUAUCCAUAAAUUCCAGCUCAAUAUCUCUCCUGCCAAUCUGUCUCCAGUACCAUCCCGUUGUCAAGCAGUAGCUUCACAUGCCACGCCCAUUUAUCAAGUACCAGGUGCUUCUAAUUUUUACAUCUCACCGAUGAAAGACUCUCCGUUUAAGAGCCCUCAACCGGUCAGCUCAGUAUCAUCACCAAGUCAAAUGACUCCAAGAACAAGGACGCUGUACAGCUUUGGGGAGACAUUGAGUUCUGAAAGAUUGCGAGAGUUCAACCAGCAGGUAGCGAGACCAGAUAGGUCACCAAGGCCGUCAAGUAAGAGAUUGAAACUGGAAGAACUGGAUGGACCGGCAGAAAAUGGAGAUGGACCAUCUCAUCAAGAACAUGGUGAUGAUGAAAUGGAUUCAAGCAUUAUUCAGAGAGGACAGGGUGAUCAAGUGAUGUCAUCGAUGCAAAGGAGAAUCUCACAGUUUGCUUCUGAUUCAAGGAUGAUUCCCAAACCAUCGUCCACCAGUGAUACAGAUCAGACCAACGGGAAUACAACAGAAUAGAACAAUCAUCCUUUUAUUCUACUCAUUCAUGAGACAAACACCAAAGAAAAUCAAAGUUGAUAUUCAGGUAAUGUGAAGAGAUCAAUUAUGAUGUUGCAUGGAUAAUCAUUUUUAUCAUUCAUUGAUGAUUUCUGAUACUUUAAAAUACCCUGAGACAUUAAUUAGAGCAAGUGCAAAUAAUGAUGACUUGCUUAAAUCUAAUGAAUAGGUAAAAGACAUCUAUCUCCUGGGCUCUGAAACAAAGGCUUUGUAAUCAGUCGCUAAAUAACCAAUGAAUGUUAUUGUUUCACAUGCAUUUGGUUCAAAACACUGACAAGGAACCAAUCGGAAUGGGGCUUCUAUUUGCUAUUCAGGGGGUGGGUCAUUAGGAUAUUGACUUUGCUCAAGUACAACUUCAUUAUAUUCUAUUGUAGGUUGGUGAACAAGGUCUGUGAUAGUUCAGUGGUAUGUAUUGAGGCAACAGGUUCAAAUCUUAUUCAUUAAGUCAGUGUACUCUAAUUCCUCUGAGAUGAUCUUAGCCCUCUGUCACCUCAAAGAAUACAACAAAAAAGUUUUUCUUGUUCCAUUUUAAUGUUUCUAAUAUAUUCCAUCCACCUUUACCCUCUAUUUAUAACCCAUUAUAAAGUGUCUUCCUGUUUUGAUAUAUUGAAUAUAUUGUAUAGAAGUGUUGAAUAUUUAAAAACUGUUUUGUGAUAUGAAAUGAUGAAAUCGGCUUUAAUCAAAGUGAAUGGUUACCAGUCAAUAAUUUAUAUCCCAUGAUCAGAUAAUAAUUGGUUAUAAAUGAACCAUUAUUAACCAGUUAUAGUUUUGUAGGAUGAGGGUAAUUCAUCAGAUAACAAGCCACCACAUCUCUGCUUUAUAAAAGUUAAUACUGUAGUAAACAUCAUUUUAGUAAAUAAAGAGGCGUUAAUAGGAGAAAUUAUAAUUCUAAACAGAUUUUCGGCAUUGUCUUUGGCUAUGUGUUUAAGAUCGCUUACUCGAUCUGUAAUGAAAAUCAUAAGUCAGAAAAAAUUGGAACUAGUGGGAUUUGAAACUGUCAUCUACUGCUUUCCAGGCAGCGACUUCACCACCAGGCUAUUCUGGUCCACGGCCAAGUCACGAUGAACUGGAAUUCAAAUACCCUCGAUCCUCUUCUUUCUGACUCAUUAUGUAAAUGCAGUCCACCUUUGACAAUGGAUAGUAAAUAAAGCCUCUUUAUUACUAUCUAUUAUCCACAGCGGACAUAACAGUUCUAGCAUGCCUUUUUUUUAUCAGAAAGUUAUUUGACAAACCAUCCUCAUCUCAAUCCAUGACCGGUCAAUAUUACCAGUCAUUAGCUAAAAUAAAUUACUGGUCAUGUGAUACAUUUCAGCCAAUCAUUUGAUGAGAAUUCAUAUCACCAUUUUAUAAUCAUAAAGGAUUCUCAGAUACAUGGCUUGACAUGUUUAAUGUCUUGCUUUCUGAGGUAAAUUUACAGCAAAUUAUGUGAUAUAAAAGGUGUGGCUGAAGAUCAUUUCAUUUGAUCUUGUUUUAUUUACAAGUUGUUUAAAAAAAAAGUGGCUACUCUUUGAUUUUUGUGGGGUUUUUUUUUCUUCCAAUUUAUUUUUGUAACCUAUUUUAAAGGUGCCACUUUAUUGCAAGUAAAAUAAGUUAGCUCUGUUGAGUGCAUAUCAUCUUCUUCAAAUAAGAAAAAGAUCCAUGAAUAUAAUUGAUUGCCCAUGUAACCUAAAUGUAUUACAGAAUCAUAUCCUGUAUACAUACAUUGAAAUAAAUCCAUGAUUUUAAUUUACCUCUGAUAUGUAAAAGAAAUUACACAGCAAAGAAAAAUUAUUAAUAUCUUGCCUUUCCUUACUUUAAGUUUUGUUUGUGUUUUUAUUGUGGCACGAAAUUUCUUAUACCUGAAUAUUUGUGAUAAUAUAAUUGGGUCAACCCAUCAAAUACUGUGAUCUCUAUUUCUCAAUUUCAUUGAUUAGUACUGGGACCAUGUAGGUCUCUAGUAGGGAAGGGAUUUCAUUCUUAUUCUUUGUCAUGUUUAGUUGACAAAUUAAAGUGUGCGAAACUUUAUUUCAAAAGCAACAAAUGCUGCAUUUUGUUACUCUUUCACAAUUGGUUAUCAAAGUAAACUUUACAUAUGCAUUGAGAUGUUACUAUUUCAAUAUUCUGUUACUUUACAUUACAUUUUUUAAAGUUAUAGUGCUUUGAACUUCUAUUUUAGCAAAUUUUUAAAUGACUGUAGAACUUAUUUGUAUAUAGUUUUGAUAUGUGUAUUUUCAGUAUUGUUUUGAAAGUUUUGAAUUGCCAAUCUAUGACAUUCCAACAUAAAGAUUUACAAUUAAUUUGCAUUUUUGAAUGGUUAGUUUUAAUGUGAUAUUAUGUAUGUUUUUGUGGAGACAUACAUGAAUUUUGCUUUGUCUAUUUUAUAGACCCCAUGCUAAACAUGAAAACUUAGACUGCAUUGUGUAAUAUACAAGGACAUUCUUUUGCAAUGUAGUUGUGAUCACACACUCAACACAUUCUUGAAGAAAGAACCAUAAUUUCCAAAUAAAGUUAUUAUGCAGUGGCUUUAUUUAAGCUGUAAUCUGAUCUACAUUCUUGUUAAAAUUGUGUUGUUUCAUUUUUAUGUAAUCCUAAUAAAUAUUGAAUAACUUACUUUUUUAUCAUCUGAAAUCAUGAAAGAAGAACUUUCAUGAUCGUAUCUGAAAUCUCUAUUUGAAAUUUGGCUGAAGUAAUCUUACCUAUAUAUCCCUAGACAAUGAGAGAAGAAAAUUAAUUUAGAAUUUUUUUUUUUUGGCGUGCAGAUCAGACUUGCAUAGGCUUCUGCGUGUAAUAUGUGCGAGAUACUGUCAAUGCAGGCGACCUGCGGGUAGCAAAUGAUAGUCGCAUACAAAGUGUGCAAGGAAGAAUGUGGCAGAGCAGUCCGCAAGUUACAACAUUCUUUUACAUAUAAAGAGUUCUCUACAUGAAUUGGGAGACUGGUUUAAGACAUGAUGGUUGCCAUCAUUGUCAUGUUUCAUUAAUACAGUUUUGUUGGAUUUGAGGUUUUAACAACUUAGCAACGAUAUGGUAUUGCCUGACAUUUCACCUUCUCUGGUUGCUGUAUGAACCUUUAAAAUGAAUUUUAUUUCCUCUUGAAUUGUCUUGCUUGAUCUCCUGAGAAGUUGAUGAAACACUUCAAUAGUCAUCAUGAUCUUUUGUAUCUUUUGCCAAUUUUUAUAUCAAAUGCAGCCAACUUUGCCUCUAAAAGAGUCAAAUCACGAGAACUUAAGAAAUUUCACUGAGAAGAGGCGUAUGACACAUAUUUUGCAAAACAUGGUCUAAAAUUUGCUUCAUCUUAAGUGAUUAUUUGACUUAUGGAAGGUACACCUAUGCAAGCUUGUUAAAAUGCACAGGCAUCAAAUUGAAAUACUUUGACUCUGUGAAGAUCAGUAAAUCAUUUUUGUUUUGUUUUCUGGGGCUUAAUAGCUAACUGUAAUGUUUGUCAGUAGUAUCCUACUGAUGAUAUAUAUAUAUGUAAUGUUCAUGUCUUGGUACUUUGCCUUGAUGUGUUUACUUGUACUUGUUUUUGACGUAAGCACAAUAAAUCUGUAACAUGUGUUUCUUAA
Molecule: messenger RNA, 6501 nt
Organism: Lytechinus variegatus (green sea urchin)
Lineage: Eukaryota; Metazoa; Echinodermata; Echinoidea; Temnopleuroida; Toxopneustidae
Gene: rb1
Product: retinoblastoma-associated protein-like
Exons: 25
Coding region: 113-2920 (935 amino acids)
Biological process (GO): regulation of transcription by RNA polymerase II; neuron projection development; negative regulation of G1/S transition of mitotic cell cycle
Cellular component (GO): nucleus; Rb-E2F complex; chromatin
Molecular function (GO): RNA polymerase II transcription regulatory region sequence-specific DNA binding
Source: RefSeq, a predicted model, not a curated record